CCUCGCCGUCUCCGGAGGGCGGAGGAGGCCGGCGCCUGCCCCUUUAAGGGCCGCGGCCGCGCCGCCCCGCCCGCUCAUUUCCUAGCGCACAGGAAGUGGGGCUGCUGCUCCGCGGCACCGGGGCGGCGGCGCUCCCGCCCCGCCGGGAUAUUGAAGUUAAACUGCUGUUCAAGUCCCAGAACUGCCCCAAAACAGUAAUUACACAACCCAGUCAAAGUGGACACAGAGCUAAUAGAUCCUUGGGUUCUGUCUUCAUUCUGCUGACUCAAACCACAGAUUCCAAAGAAAGGAGGAGGAAGUGGAAUAAAAUACUCAAGUGCCAGAGGAAAAUGUCAGACUAGUCAAUGAAAAUUACUAUUACUAAACUGUAGCCUCCUCACUUUUACAUAGUGGGGAGAACUAAAUGCUGUGCAUUUGAAGCUUGUGAAACAGCUUUUGCAGACUUUCCUUACUGAACUUCAAGCGGGCUAAAUAAAAAUCCUGUAACUAUUCCUCUUAAGAAAUGGAAAUAUGAUUCCUUCCUCGUGUCUCCCCUCUUCCCCUUUUAUGGGUUUUCUUCUUUGGGGUGGGACAUCCUGAACAAAUUGUUCGGCAUCAGCCACGCUUACAGUUGAUGGUCAUGGAUGACAUAGGAACUUCAGAUUUAUGUCUCUGUAAUGAUACAUGAUUAAGGCAAAGGUUGAAAACUGCUUAUAUGCUGCUAUAUCAGAGCUUAUAGUAACUAUUGCAAUCAUGCUUUUGUUCACUUUCUAAGAUUUGGACUUGGGGGGGAUGUUCCCGGAAAGGUAUGAGCAGAGAAGUCCUCUUUUUGGAUGGGAAGCGGAAAUAUUAUAAGGAUGCCCAGAAGAGGCUUAAUAAUUCAAGCCAGAACUCGUUGGCUGUUAGUGGGUCUGGCCUUACUAUUCAGUUUAAUCUUGCUCAUGUACUUGCUGGAGUGUGCUCCACAAACAGAGGGUAAUGGAUCUCUGCCUGGGAUCAUAGGUGAGAACAUGGGUAAGGAAUACUAUCAAGCCCUUCUGCAGGAACAAGAGGAGCAUUAUCAAAACCGAGCGACAAGUCUGAAACGUCAGAUUGCCCAGCUAAAGCAAGAGCUUCAGGAAAUGAGUGAUAAGUUGAAAACCCUGCAGGAGAAAAAGAGCCCCAAGAUCAAUGGUAUGAACUAUCAGGGCACCAAAGAACAAGCAUCUAAUGAUCUCCUAGAGUUUCUUCAUUCCCAGAUUGACAAGGCUGAGGUGAGCAUGGGGGCUAAACUGCCUAGUGAAUAUGGCGUCAUUCCUUUUGAAAGCUUUACGUCCAUGAAAGUAUUCCAGUUAGAGAUGGGGCUCACUCGGCAUCCGGAAGAAAAACCUGUUAGAAAGGAUAAACGAGAUGAAUUGGUGGAAGUUAUUGAGGCUGGCCUGGAAGUUAUCAAUAAUCCAGAUGAAGAAGAUGGACAAGAUGAAGAUGAUGGAGUAGGAGAGAGGCAGCUGUAUAAUGAAAAUGAUUUCAUAGAAGAACACUUCUAUGGAAACAUAGAAGGUAUGCUUUCAGCACUUCUAGUGGCACGCCUGCAGGAUGUAGUAGCUGUAAUUCCUGUAGAACUUGGCUUUCAAGGUUACUAUCGUACAGAAAGAGAUAAGGGGACACAGUAUGAACUGUUUUAUAAGAAGAUGGAUGGCAUGGAAUACAGGCAUGUCACAUUGUUCCGACCUUUUGGACCACUCAUGAAAGUGAAGAGUGAAACAGUCGAUAUUUCUAGAUCAAUCAUUAACAUUAUUGUUCCUCUUGCUGGAAGAACUGAGGCAUUUGCACAAUUUAUGCAAAACUUUAGGGAUGUGUGUAUUCAUCAGGAUAAGCGUAUUCAUCUCACUGUGGUAUACUUCGGACAAGAUGGACUGUCAGAAGUAAAAAGCAUCCUAGAGUCUGUAGCUAGAGAAACUAACUUCCACAAUUACACACUCGUCUCUUUGAAUGAGGAAUUUAACCGUGGCCGGGGACUUGACAUGGGUGCCAGAGCCUGGGAGAAGGGCGAGGUCCUGAUGUUCUUCUGUGAUGUUGAUGUUUAUUUCACAGCUGAGUUCCUCAACAGUUGCCGCUUGAAUGCUGAGCCUGGAAAAAAGGUUUUUUAUCCUGUGGUAUUUAGCCUCUAUAAUCCUGCUAUUGUCUAUGCCAACCAAGAUAUACCACCCCCUGUGGAGCAGCAAUUGGUACACAAGAAGGAUUCUGGUUUCUGGCGGGAUUUUGGCUUUGGGAUGACUUGUCAAUAUCGGACAGACUUUCUGACUGUUGGGGGGUUUGACUUGGAAGUGAAAGGCUGGGGCGGUGAGGAUGUUCACCUUUACAGGAAGUACUUGCACGGUGACCUUAUUGUGGUGAGGACACCAGUCCCCGGUCUCUUCCACCUCUGGCAUGAGAAACAUUGUGCAGACGAACUGACUCCAGAGCAGUAUCGCAUGUGUAUCCAAUCCAAAGCCAUGAAUGAAGCAUCUCACUCUCACCUUGGCAUGCUGGUCUUCAGGGAGGAGAUUGAGACUCAUCUCCGUAAACAGGCUUAUAGGACUAACAGCGAAGCAGUGGGUUAAAUGAAGCCCUGCGGCAGGGUGAAGAUGACGACUUCAAAUUCACAAUGAACCAGCAUCAUUUUACAGCCUUAAUUCAGCUUAAAAAUGCAGUGCCUCUCUUUUUCAGUGAAAAAGAGUUUAGGGGUUUUUUUGGUUCCUGUUUUUGUUUUCUAAGUAACUCUUUGACUGAUAUGCUGUUACCUACAUAUCUUAUCAGUUCAAGCACCUGAAAUAAGAAUCCAGGAAGCUUAUACAGUACAAGGAAAAUGUCUUCAGUAUUGAUUGGAAGAACACAUCAGUGGAAUGUACAACUCAACACUUUUCCACAUGGUACAUUGUGGUUCUUAUAUCUGCAUUAUUUUAUGGAUUAGAUUAAGUAAUCUUUUGUGUUGUCUGCAGAGUAUUUUAAGUCUUGUAUGGCUCACUGCACUGUACCUUUAGAGGGAUGCUAUAUUUACAUUCCACUGUAGAAACAAGAGAAAGGUGUGGAAUGAGAAAAGUGUGAAAAAGAAUCCCACUGUAAAAGGUAUGCAAGAUAUGCUGAUUGGUAUGCUAACUCUUCAGGUUGCUGACUUCACAGCAGUAGCUUGGUGCUGUAUUUCCUGUAUUAACAGACAUUCACAUUGUUGAAUACGGAAUAACUUAUGUGAAAGGGGGGAAAAUGAAAAUCUUUUAAAGUGGAUUUUUAAAGCAUUUAAUAUAGUUUCACAGUGUAAAAGAGACACCACUUAUCUUGGUGGUGGGUCAAGCAGGUUGAGAACAUUCCAGUUUUGUUUCUGGGUCUAGUCUUUUGCUGCAGUAGACACCACAUCUUAGACUCUUUUAUAAACUGAGCUGUACUGGUAAACAAACUCGGUUGCUUAAGGAUAUUUGGCCUCACUACUGCUCCUUGAAAGGUCCUGCCUGUACCUCUCAGCCUUAAAGUUGAGAAGCUAUCUUUUCAUUUCAAUACGUAUGUUUGCUGCUAUGCCGAUAUUGUCCCUUUGCUUUCUUUCCCUUCGUCUGGCAUUUCCCUGGCAUAUUUUUAGAAGGCAGUCAUAGACUGUUAGUUGUUCCGCUAGAUGGAAAAAGCAAGUGCAGUUAUAAUCUUUCUUCACAGGAUACUCUCCAUUCCACUGAUAAUCCUAAUAGCCUUAUUCUUCAUUGAGUUAUUUUUUUUUUUUUUUUUUUUGAAAAGGCAUGAACAGAGUUAUACAUAGUGUUUCAUGUGUGGUCUCAUUAGUGCCUUGUACAAUGGCACUACUAUUUCCCUACUUUUCAUUUGGUAUUUCAGGGUACAUAAACAGCUGAAAUGCAGGCAGGGCGUUUUUCUCCAUGUUGUCUUAUAUGCUGUCCUAUGGAAUGCCUCUUUUUUGUGUCUUCCUUUUUAAAAUGAGUGCUCAGAAUGCUAAUUCAGUGGUUGAACCAUUUGCAUGGUCUCCACUGAGUUUAGAAGUUAGUUGAAAACCCUUCUCUCAGCUAAUUAAGAUCUGUUUAUCAAUUCAGUGUGUUUCAAGAAUUCUGAAGGCAAUUAAGAGAUUUAAAUGUUUGGUUUCUGAAUAGCAGAUAUGCUGUGCAAAUAGUUCUGGGCACUGAUCCUUUUUACAUGUACAUAAAAUCUGCCUUUAUGUAACUUAUUGUGGAGAACGGUGUACUGUAUUGUACUUAAAGUGGAGGGAAUGCAUUGCAAGACUUCUUGCAAAUGAUAUUCUCUGUAAAUAAAUUGAAUGUCUGCAUUUUAGAA
Dromaius novaehollandiae (emu) is the source of this 4263-nucleotide messenger RNA. It is a transcript of the gene CSGALNACT2, whose product is annotated as chondroitin sulfate N-acetylgalactosaminyltransferase 2. The transcript is spliced from 10 exons. Gene Ontology annotation, molecular function: glucuronosyl-N-acetylgalactosaminyl-proteoglycan 4-beta-N-acetylgalactosaminyltransferase activity. Gene Ontology annotation, cellular component: Golgi cisterna membrane. Bases 813 to 2561 code for a protein of 582 amino acids. NCBI's taxonomy places the organism in Eukaryota, Metazoa, Chordata, Aves, Casuariiformes, Dromaiidae. The record is from RefSeq and is a predicted model, not a curated record.